Molecule: messenger RNA, 1389 nt
Organism: Tuber aestivum (summer truffle)
Lineage: Eukaryota; Fungi; Ascomycota; Pezizomycetes; Pezizales; Tuberaceae
Source: the annotation of a GenBank genome assembly
GCCAUAGGAUGAGAAGGCGUGUUUGUUGCCGCCGCUGAAACUUUGACAUAACUUCACGUUCCAACGCCCCCGCCAAAUCAAACUCUCAUAAUACCACACUCGGCUCUAUCUACUUGCCCCUUCAUCACUUCCUCGUGCACAUUUCUACUAAUUGCAAACACGCGAAUCGUUUUCCCACUUAUUUUCUUUCUUGCACGGAGACUUUUUGAGGUUUGUUUCUCUCCUUAUCCUCCCCUUCACCUAGGGUUUUCUGGGCUUGGGUGUUUCUUUCUUUUUUUUGGUGGGGCUAACCUUGGCGGUGGGGGAAACUCUAUCUGUCUAGCCUUCUAACUUUCAAAACUUCCAACACUUUCCAACACUUUUACCUCUCACACCAUGGAUCACGCAAAACUCGCUAAGCUUCAGGCGUCUGUUCGAAUUGGUAUGUUUUUUCUCUUGCUUUAUGCUAUUGUGGGGAUUUCUGAUUCUCUUUGUUUUUCUGCAAGGUGGAGGAGCGCGAAAUCUGGGCUGGCUGGGAGAGGGGUAAUUCUGGUUAAGAGCUGGAGGUUUUUUUUUUUUUGGUAGGGACGGAAACUGACUGACCGUUUUCUACUUUCUAGGGUAAAUAUCCGCCGUCCUGCCUCACCGGUCUACAGAUACAUUGUUUUUAUUUAUUUAUUUAUUUAUUCUUUCUUUCUUGUGGUUGGAAUUUGUGGUUUUCUAGUACGGCACGCUGACAAUGGUCGACGGUUUCCAGUGGGAAGGGUACCCCCAGGAGAAAGGUCAAGAAGAUCCACAAGAACGCUGGUACCGAUGACAAGAAACUUCAGACCUCCCUCAAGAAAUUGAAUGUGCAGCCCAUUCAGGCCAUCGAGGAGGUGAACAUGUUCAAGGAGGACGGAAAUGUUAUCCACUUUGCUGCACCAAAAGGUUAGUGUAGCAAGCAUAACCCCGGUUUCCAGAACGCACGAACCGGGCAUCAUCCAGAGCCUGAAGUGGUUGCUUAAUCUUAUUUGGUGUCUAGUGCACGCCUCGGUUCCUGCCAACACCUUCGCCAUCUAUGGCAAUGGCGAAGACAAGGAGCUCACUGAGCUUGUUCCCGGUAUCCUUAACCAGCUCGGUCCCGAUUCCCUUGCAUCUUUGAGGAAAUUGGCCGAGAGCUACCAGUCACUCCAGAAGAAGGAGGGCGAGGAGGGCGAAAAGAAGGAGGGUGAUUCCGACGACGAUGACGAUGACAUCCCUGAUCUCGUUGAAGGGAAGAGCUUUGAUGAGGAUGAAAAGGAGGAAGAGAAAGAGGAGAAGGAGGAGAAGGGAGAGAAGGAGGAGAAGGAGGAGAAGGAGGAGGAGAAGGAGGAGAAGGAGGGGGAGGGGGAGGGGGAGGCUGAAGAUGCUAAACCUGAGACGGAGUAG